Suillus bovinus is the source of this 1557-nucleotide messenger RNA. Its product is annotated as Gti1/Pac2 family-domain-containing protein. The transcript is spliced from 9 exons. Gene Ontology annotation, molecular function: DNA binding. Lineage: Eukaryota; Fungi; Basidiomycota; Agaricomycetes; Boletales; Suillaceae. The record is from RefSeq and is a predicted model, not a curated record. Bases 323 to 1117 code for a protein of 264 amino acids.
CUAAAACUCUAUUUUACUGUAUACCCACUCCCUUAAAUUUGUUCCAUGAAAAUUUGGCCAUGACCGUAUAGGCGGUUUCCCAUCGGGCUGCGCGCUCAACCACCCGGCGUGCCGCCGUCAGCCUAUCAGCCGAUUUACUACAUCAGAACGAGAGUUAAGUCUGCGCCCAUUCCAGCUAAGCCAAGAUCUUUGAUCACAUCAGGUGCUGUGCAAAGUCCUCCAUUUAUCAUCCCCAGUCAAAGCCAUCACUAGCUGUGCCAGACAUUGCCACCACCCACCUACUUCCUCCCAGAUUUCUUCUCCUUCCUUCAUCCCACUCGACAUGCAACAGCAGCCCACCUGCACUAGCCUACGUGUGAGAUCACCCCAAGAUGCUCAAAUCAUCUUUCACGCGGUAGCUCUUGGAGUCUUACCCAUGGUAACCCGUCGUUUGGACACAGAGGAACGGCGUUCGAUAAGCUCGGGUUGCGUUUUCGUUUGGGAAGAACGAGGGCCAAGCCCGGAGGCUACCGGGCUCGGUAUUGAACGAUGGACUGACGGCAAGAGGUGGGGUCCAAGCCGAGUCCGCGACGAAUUUCUUUUCUAUCAGGAAAAAGACCCUGAACCAGUCGAUAUCGACCCAAACUCAGACUCUGAUACCACGAUCGGAUCAAGUCCCUUGGUGCAACCUGGCGCGAACCACGAAUAUGUGCGUUCCAGUUUGGUCAAGCAAACGUAUUCCGUCUUCGUUGAGACCCCAAUGGGACGGAAGAAAUGGCAUCUUAUUGCCUAUUUCACUCACGACAGCCUCGAUUAUCUCCGAACCGUGUCUGACCUUCCCGACCUCGCUCGUAUCGUUGUGCCUCCAGGGAACUAUAGAAGCGCUCGACACAACACGAGCAAGAACGGUCGUGCUCAGCGAGAAGAACGACAGGUCCCUUUCGCCCCUCAGUAUGCUCCGUACCCCUCACCUCCCCGGGUCCAGCAUUCCAAUGACAGUCCGCACUACCCAGGACGUGCGCCACCUCGAGACGGCCAAUCGCUAGCGCCCCUUACGUACCUUCAAAACCUAGCUCCUCCCCGAAGACACCCGUUGGAUGAAGAGGCUCUAAUGGCAUUUUACCCUCGCUUGUGUUGAACUUCGUAUUAUGUUUUCUUCGCACUGUUUUCUAUGGACUGUAGAAUUAAUAACCUAUAGACCUGCAAAUGCCGUGAUGUUAUCGUUUUCAUCAUACGUUAUUCUCUUGGUCGUCUAUCAGACCAAUCUCGUGUUUGUACUUAUACUUUUGCUUGCGUCACCUACAUUUACAUUUGCGCUUUGACGACAUAAUUUGCUUCCUACGUCCCUGAAUUGAUAUCUUGUCCUCAGUUGAGCUUGACAACCACACGAAUUGGGCAACUGUAGUACUUGUGUGACGCGGCACUCAGCUGAAUCAUAUGUGUUGCUCUCACGAACUUGAUCCCGUGUGUAUACACUGUCAGACGCUUUUCUUUCAAAUGGUGAAUGCUGUUGAAUGUGUCCGAUGUAAAGACCGCAAAUACUGCUCCAGAACGCCACUGUCCCCGCACUAUUAUCUU